AUUUUUCUGUUCCUCUCUCUCCUCAAGUCAAACUCUUUCUCUCUCUCUCUCUAAACAUGUUGAUUUAUUUACGAUCAUUGAAAUAUUAUAGGUUCAUGAAUCAGAAACACAGACAGAUUACACACGGCGAGAGACAGGGACAGAGUGAGAACACUUUUCUUGCCCUGCUCUGGCGAAAAAUAACACUGUCUCUCGCUCUUAUGUAUUGACUAAAGUUCUUGUUUUCGAUCGCUAUAUAUAGUUGAGUUUAUGCAUGUAUGUUUCAACAUCUCAAUCUAGUCUUCUCUGUUACUACGUAUUGAAAGUUUUAUUCAAUACAACCUCCCCCCCCCCCCCCCCCCACAUCAAACACGUUACUGCGUUUCGUAGUUAAUUUGGGGGAAAAAACAAGAAAAAGGAUUGAGUCAGAGUUCUUGGUUUUAUCAUCUGCAUGGAAUCCUUCUCCCCUUUACCCUGAAAAUAGCCGUGAUUUUGUAGAGAAAGAAUCCCCAAGAUAUUAAUUAUUGCCUAUUGGGACAAAAUAGAGGAGAGAAUAGAUAAAUAACUGCACCAUGCACUCAGCGAAUCACUGGGGAGGCUCUUUCGAGAUAACUAACGUAGACGUGCCGGCGUCGGGAGAGUACGACCGGAGCCGAAGCUCGGAAUGGGACGCUGCAGCUCUGGACCAUCAUCAGCAUCUGGAUGAAACCCAACAAAGCUGGCUGUUGGGGCCACCGGAGAAGAAGAAGAACAGCUACGUGGACUUUGGGUGCAUUCUUAUUAGCCGUAAGGCCCUCAAAUGGAUACUGGGGUCCUUUCUCUUGGCUUUUGUCGUCAUUGCAGUACCUAUCAUCAUCGCCAAGUCCUUGCCCAAGCACAAACCCGAUUCUCGCCCUCCUGACAAAUAUUCGGUUGCUCUCCAGAAAGCCCUCCUAUUCUUCAAUGCUCAGAAAUCUGGGAAAUUGCCUAAGCAGAAUGGUAUUGCCUGGAGAGGAGAUUCAGGGCUAAGUGAUGGGAAGAAUGAUACCGAUCUGAAGGUAGGGCUUGUUGGAGGAUACUACGAUGCUGGAGACAAUAUUAAAUUUCAUUUUCCAAUGGCUUAUGCCAUGACAAUGCUAAGCUGGAGUGUGAUUGAAUACCGUCACAAAUAUGAGACCAUUGGCAACUAUGAUCAUGUUCGGGAACUCAUUAAGUGGGGCACUGAUUACUUGCUCCUAACCUUUAAUUCCUCUGCCACCAAAAUUGAUAAGAUUUAUUGCCAGGUUGGUGGACAUCAGAAUGGCUCUACGACACCAGAUGAUCACAAUUGCUGGCAAAAACCAGAACAAAUGGACUAUCCACGGCCUACACAAACUUGCAAUGCAGGACCCGAUCUUGCUGGAGAAAUGGCAGCCGCCUUGGCUGCAGCCUCCAUAGUUUUCCAGGAUAAUGAUGCCUACUCCAAGAAGCUUAUCAAAGGUGCUGAAACCCUCUUUGCCUUUGCAAGGGACAAUGGAAGACGGAGGCCAUAUAGUCGUGGCAAUCCUAAUAUUGCUCCUUAUUACAACUCCACUGGCUACUACGAUGAGUACAUGUGGGGUGGCGCUUGGUUGUACUAUGCCACGGGAAACAGUACCUAUCUUUCACUGGCUACAAACUCUGGGAUCCCUAAGAAUUCCAAAGCAUUUUACAUGAUUCCAGACUUGAGUGUGCUAAGUUGGGAUAACAAGUUACCAGCAGCCAUGCUGUUGUUGACAAGGCUCAGGAUAUUCUUGAACCCUGGCUACCCUUAUGAGGAGAUGCUGCGGAUGUAUCAUAAUGUGACAGGUCUUAACAUGUGCUCUUAUCUUCAGUCAUUCCAUGUCUUCAACUGGACUAGUGGAGGAAUGAUCAUGGUGAACCGUGGACGUCCGCAGCCUCUGCAGUAUGUUGCCAAUACUGCUUUCUUGGCAUCACUAUUUGUUGAUUACAUGAAUGCCACAGGUGUUCCAGGAUGGAAUUGUGGCCCCGAAUUUAUUUCAUCCGAUGUUCUUCGAAGUUUCGCCACCUCCCAGAUGGACUAUAUCCUAGGUAAAAACCCCAUGAACAUGAGCUAUGUGGUAGGAUAUGGCACCAAGUUCCCUAGACAUGUUCAUCACCGGGGUGCAUCAACACCAAAUGAUCACAAAUAUUAUUCAUGCAAAGAAGGAUGGAAAUGGCAGGACAACAAGAAUCCCAACCCCAACAACAUUACAGGAGCCAUGGUUGGGGGACCUAAUCAGUUUGACCAGUUCCGUGAUGUGCGCACCAGUUAUAAUUACACCGAGCCAACUCUGGCCGGAAAUGCUGGACUGGUUGCUGCACUUGUAUCCCUGACCAGCACCGCCGGCAAUGGCAUUGAUGUCAAUACCAUAUUUUCGGGGGUUCCUCCACUCUUCCCAGGAACCCCACCUCCCCCUCCACCUUGGAAGCCAUGAUCCGAAGAUGCAAAUAAUCAUGUUAUAGAUUCUUAUUUUAUAAUUUUAUUCCGCAACUAUCUCUCUUUUGUUGUACAAAACUUCUCUCCUUUUUUUUCCAUUGAUAGUUGACGGUGUUCUUCCAAUCUAAUAGAAAUUUUUCCUUGACUCUCGGAAUCUAGAUUUCUGCAAUGAUUGAUCAAGACUUUGUAUGAAACUUGAUCCGUUGUUCAUAUUAGUUAUGACCACCUACCAAAUCCACAUUACUUUUGUCUGGUUUA
Molecule: messenger RNA, 2674 nt
Organism: Carya illinoinensis
Lineage: Eukaryota; Viridiplantae; Streptophyta; Magnoliopsida; Fagales; Juglandaceae
Product: endoglucanase 12
Exons: 5
Coding region: 552-2414 (620 amino acids)
Biological process (GO): carbohydrate metabolic process
Molecular function (GO): hydrolase activity, hydrolyzing O-glycosyl compounds
Source: RefSeq, a predicted model, not a curated record